This is a messenger RNA of Conger conger (European conger), 1751 nucleotides long. It is a transcript of the gene zbtb32, whose product is annotated as zinc finger and BTB domain containing 32. The record is from RefSeq and is a predicted model, not a curated record. Gene Ontology annotation, molecular function: RNA polymerase II cis-regulatory region sequence-specific DNA binding; DNA-binding transcription factor activity, RNA polymerase II-specific; protein binding. Gene Ontology annotation, biological process: regulation of transcription by RNA polymerase II. The transcript is spliced from 6 exons. The coding region runs from base 155 to 1720 and encodes 521 amino acids. Lineage: Eukaryota; Metazoa; Chordata; Actinopteri; Anguilliformes; Congridae. Gene Ontology annotation, cellular component: nucleus.
AGCAAAGCCACAACACGUGUCUCUUGAGCUCUCAGGACGGAGAGCAGGCUGAGUCACUCGUGAACUGGUUGGAUGGAGAUCUGUGCCCCGACCUUUGACCCCAGCUCACGCCUCUUCCCCAGCUGUGUUCCCCGGGCACCGCAAAGGUUCUAAGAUGUCCGCCCAGCUGCGUAACCCGCUGUACUCGUCCUUCCUGCGCCGCGCGGGCGAGCUGCACCGUGCCGGCGCUCUCUGCGACGCCACGGUGACGGUGGACGGACAGGAGUUCCCCGCGCACAGCCUGGUGCUGGCCUGCGCCAGCAGGACGCUGGAGCGUCAGUUGACCGUCGCCCAGGACGGCCGCGACGCUCGCCGCCGCCUACACUGCACCGUGCCCCUCCUCUCCGCCCGCACCUUCCGCCAGGUUCUGGACUACGCCUACGCCCAGGCGCUGGAGGUCCCCAUGGAUGACCUGCCGGAGCUCCUGGGGGCCGCCCGGGUGCUGGAGAUGGAGGAGCUGGGGAGGCAGUGCCUGGCCUGGCUGAAGAUGGAGGAUCCCGAGGCAGGCGGUGGACGGGACGCACGGAGGUCGUCGGGCACGGCCGGGGAGGAACCCCGAUCCCCGGAGCCCUCCCCGGAGCCGUCGCCUGGCAGUGCUGACCUCGCUGACUCCCCCCCAUACGACCCCUCCCCCAGCAGAGAGUGUGAGCCCGACGACUCUCCACGCACACUGCACAGAGUCAGCGUCAUCGCCAGCGCCUCCGCCCCCUCCCCCAGGCCCUCCAAACUGGGGUGGAGUGAGGGAGUGACCCGGCCGGCCGUCCGCCCCAUCCAGGCCUCCAGUCCCUUACUGGCCUACACCUUCCCCUUCUCCAUACCCGGGUACCCCCUCUGUCCUCCGCAGGCCCUCCCCCAAGUCCACGACUCCAUUUUCAGCUACGCCAGGCUGCUCCACCCGUUCCACCACAGCUUCCUGCAAGCGCCGCAGAAGUUGGCCGCUUCCAUGAAGCAUGGCCCCCUGGGAAGGAAGGCGUCAGUGGACGCCGUACUGAUGGACGCCGUGGUGGACAGAGCAGAGAGGAAGCAUGACGGAGCUGCAGACAGGGUCUUCUUCUGCCUGUACUGCCACAGGGAGGUAAUGGACACCCAAGGACUGCAGAGACACGCGGUCACUUCCUCAGACCCUGCGGAGCCCCCAUUUUGUCCGUCCUGUGGAAAACAGCAGUUGGUUCGCGGCACCCCCACGCCCCCCCAAGCCCGCAGGUGGGUCCACCUGUGCUCAGAUUGUGGCCGGUCCUUCGCCAGCAGCACGGCACUGCGCCGUCACCAGCGCCAGCACACAGGGGAGGUCUCGCUGGGCUGUGAGUCCUGCGACCGCUGCUUCAGGGACGAGAGCUCGCUGCGUUCUCAUCGCCGGAUCCACAGCGGAGAGAAGCCCUUCCAGUGCCCGUGCUGCCCCAAGAGAUUCAGCCUCAAGCACCAACUGGACACCCACUACAGGGUGCACACUGGCGAGAAGCCAUUCGAGUGCCGCUUGUGCAGCCAGCGUUCCCGGGACUACUCGGCCAUGAUCAAGCACCUCCGCACACACGGGGGGGCCACCCCUUACCAGUGCACCAUCUGCCUGGAGUUCUGCAGCAGCCUGGCUGCCAUGCAGAAGCACGUCAAGUCCCACCCCGUCCAGGACUUCCCACCCGACUGGAGCAUCAGCAGCACCUACCUGUACACCUCCCACAGCUGAGCCCUGCAUGCAGACUCACACAGCCCCCCCC